CCAAUGAGACAGUCAGGAGCAUUCCCACUUUAUGGAGCCACGACUCCUGGUAACAGAAGCUUCAAGCUGUGACUGGCUCAAACGUAUACAGUAUAUGUAGGGUGUAAGGGCCUAGCUCCAGGGCUUUCCUUGUGCUCCCAUGCAGAGAGGAGCCCCCAAGGGAGCUGACGCCAGCUGAGACUGAAAAACAAGCACCUAAGCUCUACAUCUCAUCAUGGCAGCAGAAAGCUUGGAGACAGAUGGUCCCAGAUCAUCCAUGCCGCCAGAGCUCCACCAUCCCCACUCUGAGUAUUCUCAGUGGAAGUUCAAACUCUUCAGGGUGAAGUCCAUGGAGAAAGCCCCUCUGCCCAGUGAAACACGGCCUGAGACUUCACCUACGGCAGCUCCAAAUAUAGAAAUAGAUCAUGCUGCGGGUCCAGGGAGUGUUAUGAAAUUAUGCCUAGGAGGGAAAAGCAAGGAAAAUGUGGAGGGCCCUGGCAGGAGAGUAGAUGUGAAGCUACAGGAGAUGGAAACCCACAUGGACCACCUCAGGGGUUUGUGUCGUGUCUGUGGAAUGGUUCUGAGGAAAGUCAAAGGACCAGUGCACGAUGUUCAUGGAGAUCUGGAUGAGGUGAGCAAGUGUGCCUUGCGUAAAAUGGGCUGCAAGUUCCCAAGCUGGCCAGAAGUCAUCCUUAAAGUCUUCAAAGUGGACGUGACAGAGGACACAGAAUCUGUCCACCCCCUUUCCUUCUGCCACCGCUGCUGGAUGGUUGCCAUUCGAGGUGGGGGGGUCUGCAGCUUCACCAGAACAAGAGUGCCUGAGUGGAAACCUCACUCUUCCCUGUGCCACCUCUGCUACCCCAAAAAAACAUCAUUCCAGAGGACUGGAAGGAAGAGGAGGAAAGUCCUUCCAAGAGCACAGAGCCUGGCAAAAAGGACCAGAUGGGACUGCGACGCCAUCGCUGUUGGUGAGAGGAGAGUUCUGAGACCAUUUGGAGACCGUCAUGGUCCUGCUCUCAGGGCCUGGAAGAAGCUCAGCAUCCAGAGAGAGCAGUGGGUGAGGAACAUUACACGCUGCCAGAAAGAUCACCUGAGCACCAAGCUGCUCUCUGAGAAGCUCCCUGUGGACUUUGUUGCAUCGUUCACCUGCCUAGUGUGUGACCACCUGCUCUCUGAUCCAGUUCAGUCCACCUGUGGGCACCUCUUCUGCCGUAGCUGCAUUGUAAAAUUUACCCACGUUCUAGGACCUCACUGCCCUGCCUGCAACUCGCCCUGUACACCCGAUAAUCUCACCUCACCUGCCAAAGUCUUUUCAUCUGCCCUCCAUUCCCUACCUCUGCUCUGCCCCAGUGAGGGAUGUCGUGAGCAAGUGAGGCUGGACUCAUUUAAGGCUCACUGUCUGAGCCACGAGCUGAAGGAAAAUGAAAACCUGAGUCUGUCAGAACUUGAUAACUUCCUACUAACCAAUAAAGGGGGAAGACCUCGCCAGCACUUGCUCUCGCUAACCCGUCGUGCCCAGAAGCAUCGACUGAGGGAUCUGAAGAACCAGGUGAAGGUGUUUGCAGACAAAGAGGAAGGUGGUGAUCUGAAGUCUGUGUGUUUGACGCUGUUUCUGCUUGCACUGAGAUCUGGGAAUGAACACCGUCAGGCAGAUGAGCUAGAGGCCAUGAUGCAAGGCAGAGGCUUUGGGUUGAGUCCUGCUGUGUGCCUGGCCAUUCGGGUCAACACAUUCCUGAGCUGCAGUCAAUAUCAUAAGAUGUAUCGGACUGUCAAAGCCACAAGUGGCCGCCAGAUCUUUCAGCCCUUGCACACUCUUCGAGCUGCAGAGAAGGAGCUUCUCCCUGGUUUUCACCAGUUUGAAUGGCAGCCAGCUCUCAAAAACGUGUCCCCAUCCUAUAAUGUUGGCAUUAUUAAUGGGCUCUCUGGAUGGUCUUCAUCAGUGGAUGACGUCCCAGCUGACACUAUCACUCGGCGCUUUCGGUACGAUGUGGCACUUGUGUCUGCCUUAAAGGAUCUGGAGGAGGACAUCAUGGAGGGGCUGAGGGAGAGUGGGAUGGAAGACAGUGCCUGCACAUCAGGUUUUAGUGUCAUGAUCAAGGAAUGUUGCGAUGGCAUGGGUGAUGUCAGCGAGAAGCAUGGCGGGGGACCAGUUGUUCCUGAGAAGGCUGUUCGUUUUUCUUUCACUGUUAUGUCUGUCUCUGUCCUGGCAGACGAUGAGGAGGAGGAGGUUACCAUUUUUACCGAGCCAAAGCCAAAUUCAGAACUGUCCUGUAAGCCUCUGUGCCUGAUGUUUGUGGAUGAGUCAGACCAUGAGACACUCACAGCUGUCCUGGGGCCCAUAGUUGCAGAACGUAACGCAAUGAAAGAAAGCAGGCUUAUCCUGUCCAUGGGUGGUCUGCCUCGAUCCUUUCGCUUCCACUUCAGGGGCACGGGAUAUGAUGAGAAGAUGGUGCGUGAGAUGGAGGGGCUGGAGGCCUCUGGGUCCACGUACGUCUGCACUCUAUGUGACUCCAGUCGUGCAGAGGCCUCUCAAAACAUGGUGCUGCACUCCAUCACCCGCAGUCACGAAGAGAACCUAGAACGCUAUGAAAUAUGGAGAACCAACCCCUUUUCUGAGUCAGUAGAUGAGCUGCGUGAUAGAGUCAAAGGUGUGUCUGCAAAGCCCUUCUUGGAGACGCAGCCAACGCUAGAUGCAUUGCACUGUGACAUCGGCAAUGCUACUGAAUUCUACAAGAUCUUCCAGGAUGAGAUCGGAGAGGUGUAUAAAAAGGCCAACCCCAGCCGGGAGGAACGGCGCAGCUGGAGGGCGGCCUUAGAUAAACAGCUGAGGAAGCAGAUGAAGCUUAAACCAGUAAUGAGGAUGAAUGGGAACUACGCCCGCAGACUAAUGACCCAGGAGGCUGUGGACGUGGUGUGUGAGCUGGUGCCCUCAGAAGAGAGAAGAGAGGCCCUGAGGGAGCUUAUCAAACUCUACCUCCAAAUGAAACCUGUGUGGCGUGCCACCUGCCCAGCCAAGGAAUGCCCUGACCAGCUAUGCCGCUACAGUUUUAACUCUCAGCGCUUUGCUGACCUCCUCUCCACUACCUUCAAAUAUAGGUACAAUGGAAAGAUAACAAAUUAUCUGCACAAGACCCUAGCCCACGUACCUGAAAUUAUAGAGAGAGACGGAUCCAUAGGAGCCUGGGCCAGCGAGGGGAAUGAGUCAGCAAACAAGCUCUUCAGGCGUUUUCGCAAGAUGAAUGCACGCCAGUCUAAGACCUUUGAACUGGAGGACGUGCUGAAACACCACUGGCUGUACACGUCCAAGUACUUGCAGAAGUUUAUGGAAGCUCACAAGGACUCUGCAAAGGCUCUACAGGCUACCAUUGACCCAGUAGAGAUCCAGGAUGAUGAUGAAAUGUCUUUGGAAGUUCCUGAUUUUUGAAUUUUCCAUAACUAUUAACAUUUGAUUGAUUUCUAGAGAAUUGUACCAUUGGUCAGUUAUCUCUACAUGGAAGUAUUUUGACUUUCCAGAAAGUGAAGUCAGUCUCAUUCUGCUUUGGGCAAGAGGCCAAACACAUUUUAUGUUGUUUUUUGUUUUUAUAUUUUGGAACUCAGAUGCUUGCGUGUUGUUAGAUAUUACAAACAGAUUUUGCUUGAAUAGCCAGUGUUUUGCACCUGAACCCAUAAAUGAAGAUUAUUUUAUGGAAAACAAUGCUAUUUUACACUUUUGAUGUUUGUUUUUCUUUCUUUAAACAUUUAUUUGACUUUGAAUUGCUUUGUUAACUGUUAGUUACUACACCACAAAGAUGUGACGGCAGAGGCAACACAUUUUUUUUCAUACUCCUUUUCCUUUUUUUGGUUUAUAAAUCGACACCAUCUGUGAAAAAUGGUGCAUUUUAUUGUAUUGCAAGGAUAUGACACAUUUAUGCAUUUAUAUAGAGAGGAUAUUUAUGGAAACAGAUGAAAGCGCUGUAAGUCAUAGAGAGAAAUCGUGUUAAAAAGACCACAUUUGUGGCCACUGUAUUAAUAUAUCAUUUUAGCAGGAGCAAAAUGCAAUCACAGAGACCCAAAUGUUCUUUGUUUCAUGAGUGCCCUCUGAAAAAGAUGACUUUAGUGCUUUAUCGUGGGAUCCCUGUGGGGCAGAAUAGAUGCCAGGUCACUUUGAACCAAUUUUUAUCUCGUUUACUUUUUGCACAGUGGAGGAUAGAUGAUACUUAUUUGAAUUCUUCUCAUAAAAUAAAACAUAUACUGACCUUUUUGUUGAUAUCAUAAAAAUACAGUAUGGUCCAUUACGGUGCCUAAUACCCCAUGGACUCUCUAGCAGGCAGGGAUUUUUCUUAAGUUCUGUAUAUAACCUGGCUCUUUUUCUCAGCUGAUAUAUCUUCACAGCUUCAGUCGUCAGGGGAGAGCGAUGGGUGAGAGCCAGAGAGACCUGAUGUAAACUGAAUUGUUGGCAACUUUAUUUGUUUGAUUGAUUGAUUAUAUUGUCUUUUUCUGCCCUCACCAUUUUGAAUUGUGACAGGCAAUUUUGUUUUCUUACUUGAUUGAAUGUUUGAUUUUAUUUUACUGUCAUAAAUGUAACCAUAUGACAGCUAUGAAAUAUCCACAUUUCAUUGGAUACUUGUCACAGUGCUACCAUAACGCCAUGUUUUGGAGUGCAUUAUAUAGCAACUUGUCUCAUAUUUGUUUUUGCCGUAAUGAAUUGCAUUUCCAAAGUAAUGGAUGAUGGAUGAUUCACAAAAUUCUACUUCUGUCAUGUUUCACAGUGUAUCUCCUCAUUUUGGGCUCACAUGCAUAGACUAAAUGUACAGUUUACUGGAACCGCACAAUACUUUCUCUGUCCAUUCAUUUUGCAUACACUAAAGUUCCACUACCUACCACUACCUUCAAAUUAUGUUAUGCUGUAUUUACUUAUUUCUUAUGUAUUGUCAUUGAAUCAGACAACUUACCAUCCUUUUGUGAAGUUUGUACUUUUUGUCUCUGUUUACAUCAGAUAAUAAAUAAAAACUGAAGAAUUGUGAUUCUUUUCUGCUUAAA
Messenger RNA from Haplochromis burtoni (Burton's mouthbrooder), 4998 nucleotides. It is a transcript of the gene rag1, whose product is annotated as recombination activating 1. The transcript is spliced from 4 exons. NCBI's taxonomy places the organism in Eukaryota, Metazoa, Chordata, Actinopteri, Cichliformes, Cichlidae. Bases 215 to 3403 code for a protein of 1062 amino acids. Gene Ontology annotation, molecular function: metal ion binding; ubiquitin protein ligase activity; sequence-specific DNA binding. The record is from RefSeq and is a predicted model, not a curated record. Gene Ontology annotation, cellular component: DNA recombinase complex; nucleus; endodeoxyribonuclease complex. Gene Ontology annotation, biological process: V(D)J recombination; adaptive immune response; pre-B cell allelic exclusion.